Molecule: messenger RNA, 663 nt
Organism: Acytostelium subglobosum LB1
Lineage: Eukaryota; Evosea; Eumycetozoa; Acytosteliales; Acytosteliaceae
Exons: 2
Source: RefSeq, a predicted model, not a curated record
AUGACAACAGUAACAAUGAUAAAUAGUGUUGUUAUAACUCAAUCAUCACAAUCACAACAAAUAAUGGAUAGACCAGAGCGUGAACUUAGGAAAGCAAUGGAUAUAUUGGGUGACUUCAAUCCAUCCGAGACAAAAGUGAUGCGUACACUUGGUAUGAAGGAUGAUGAUAUCAAACUACAUCAACAAAUAAUGUUGGAUCGAUCACUAAGUUGCACCAAAGAGAGGCUGCCCGUAAACAAACGUCAUACAAUCAAGGCCCUGAACACACUUGGUAUCAACUAUUCAAAUGAGAAGUUGAUGGAUAUAUUUGGAUGUGAUGCAGACACUUUAUGCGAGGCUGAUAGUCAGGAACGUGAGGUGUUGGAUAUGAAGAUAAAGUCAAUGAGAGAUAGUAGAGUGAUUAUGAACAAACGAGCAUGUUCAAAGGCUUUGACAGUAUUGGGUGAGAAUCCCUCUGAUAUCAAGAUCAUCAAGUUAUUAGGUACACCAGUUGAUGUUGUAGUUGAUCAAUCACAACAACAACAACAGAGUAUUCCGACUACAACAACAACAACACAACCUCCUGACACUAAUGAUGAACAGUCAUCAUCAUCAUCACAGAGUACUCAUACAACAGAGAUGGAUGUGGAAAUGGAAGUUAAAGUGACAAGUGAUUCAACUAAU